AUGAAUAUUCAGGAGGAGACUAAGCUCACCCUUGCUCUUCCCGGUUCCACCAAAUCAACGACACCUUCAGCACUCACAAAACGUGCCUUCUCCACUACCCUUGAUCUUCAUCUUGGCACCAAACAUGUGGUGGGAUGGCCACCGGUGAGAGGAAACAGAAAGAAAAUUGCCAUGAAAACUUGCAAGUACGUCAAAGUUGCGGUUGACGGAGCUCCAUAUCUAAGAAAAAUAGAUCUCGAAAUUUAUAACGGUUACGACCAUCUUCUCAGAGCAUUGGAUACCAUGUUUGUGAGUACUAAGUCUAAUUUGAUGAACGAGAAGAAAUACAUGCUUACCUAUGAGGACAAAGAUGGUGACUGGAUGUUGCUUGGAGAUGUACCCUGGAAAAUGUUUGUUGAAUCAUGCAAGAGAAUAAGGCUUAUGGUUAGAAUGGAGGAUACUACUAGUUGA
Messenger RNA from Lathyrus sativus (Indian pea), 450 nucleotides. The record is from the annotation of a GenBank genome assembly. NCBI's taxonomy places the organism in Eukaryota, Viridiplantae, Streptophyta, Magnoliopsida, Fabales, Fabaceae.